Molecule: messenger RNA, 1850 nt
Organism: Salvelinus sp. IW2-2015
Lineage: Eukaryota; Metazoa; Chordata; Actinopteri; Salmoniformes; Salmonidae
Gene: sirt4
Product: sirtuin 4
Cellular component (GO): mitochondrial matrix; nucleus
Molecular function (GO): NAD-dependent protein lysine deacetylase activity; NAD+ binding
Source: RefSeq, a predicted model, not a curated record
AUUUCUAAAUAUUAAAACAAAUAUUUUUUGGAAUAUUACUAGCAACAACAAAUAAAAUGUAUUUUGGACAAGGGAUCCGUGGAAAAAUUAGAAGUUACAAUACAAUGUCAUAUUCAUGUUCUUAGCCCUUAAAUGCACAUGGGCCUGUGAGGCUCACAGAGAUUGGUAUCCACAAUACUCCAUCAAUGAUCUUGUUCAACAUAAUUCUUAUUCUAUUCCCCCAAAAUUGGUUUUGAACACAGUGCAUUACUUUAAUAUUGCAAAAUCUGUAGAUUUGCUUUAAAACGGUAUGGUAUUGCCAAAGUCUGGACAUGCACUGUAUAAGUCAARGUAAAACUGAUUGUAUGCUAUUUUUAAUGCAGUCUACAGUAGGAGUUGUAUUCUGAUGAGGGCAACUGAUGCAUUUGCUGACACGAAAUGGGUCCCCGACGCAAACAAAGUUUGGGAACCCCCUGGUGUACCACACACUGAGCUAUGUACGUUGGUUCAAUCCACCGGACUACAAGUCCCAGCGUYCAUAGCGGCUGUUGCCGUUCUUUGWUACARUGGUAUUUCCUGUCGCUUUUUCGUAAGAGUUUGGCUGCCUGCUACAUUMUCGGCUGUUUAUUCAAUCAAACGUGUACCUCGUGCCAUUGUAAGAUGCGGUUCCCAUGGAGACCCUUGGCACUGUGUUGGGCAGCCCCUGGGAGACGGGCAUCAUCAUCAGUUCCCGAGGGCAUCCAGAGCUUUGUGCCCACCAGCAGCACCAUCGAUGCCCACGCCCUGGAGCAGCUACAGGCCUUCUUAUCCCGUGCCACGCGCCUCUUCGUCAUCACUGGGGCGGGUCUCUCCACAGAGUCUGGCAUCCCAGACUACCGCUCAGAGGGGGUGGGUCUCUACGCCCGCACAGACAGGCGACCAAUGCAGUAUGCAGAGUAUAUACGCAGCGCCAAGUCUCGUCAGCGCUAUUGGGCUAGGAACUAUAUGGGCUGGCCACAGUUCUCCUCUCAUCAGCCGAACUCUGCCCACCUGGCUCUGCAGCAGUGGGAGGAGCAGGGAAAGGUACACUGGCUGGUAACUCAGAAUGUGGACGCGCUUCAUUCCAAGGCAGGCCAUCAAGGACUGACUGAACUGCACGGCUGCGCACACAGGGUGUUGUGUCUGGGCUGUGGUGCCGUGUCUCCAAGGGAGGACCUCCAGAAGCGGUUCAAAGCACUGAACCCUAGCUGGGGUGCACAGGCAGGAGGUGUGGCUCCCGAUGGUGAUGUCUUCAUUGAGGACGAGCAGGUCCUCCACUUCAGAGUGCCUUCAUGUAAGGAUUGUGGGGGRAUAUUGAAGCCAGAGGUGACAUUCUUUGGGGACACAGUGAACCGAAGGACAGUGCAGUUUGUACAUGAGAGACUAGCUGAGUCCGAUGCGGUUCUUGUCGCUGGAUCUUCUUUGCAGGUGUAUUCUGGAUACAGAUUCCUACUGGCAGCAGCUGACCAGAAGAUCCCAGUAGCCAUCUUGAACAUUGGGUCUACCAGGGCCGACCACCUGGCAGAGUUCAGAGURAGUGCUCGUUGUGGGGAGGUAUUGUCUGUCAUUCAGCCUCACUGACCACAAAGACAGACGGAAGGCCUCACUAGGACUUCAGUCACUGAUCCACAGACACCAUGUUGUAUUGUUUUGAGAACUAUUCAGUGGGCUCUACUAUUCUACCUCUUGGUCAACCUGGCAGCAAUGCAAUCAGUUUUYGGACAUUGGGCUGAAGUGAUGGACACUACUAGUAACCAGGAAUCAUGUGUUAUGGGCUUGUACAUGUACAGUGCCUUUAGAAAGUAUUCAAAUCUCUGUACCCCACAGAUACAAUUAUCUGUAAGGUCCCUCAG